Messenger RNA from Hippocampus zosterae (dwarf seahorse), 1549 nucleotides. Its product is annotated as dexamethasone-induced Ras-related protein 1-like. Gene Ontology annotation, molecular function: GTP binding; GTPase activity. The coding region runs from base 584 to 1387 and encodes 267 amino acids. The record is from RefSeq and is a predicted model, not a curated record. Lineage: Eukaryota; Metazoa; Chordata; Actinopteri; Syngnathiformes; Syngnathidae. The transcript is spliced from 2 exons.
UCAGAAGUGUAGUUUUGCAAACAUUUAUUCGGGUUUGAUUUUAGUUCAAUUUUCUGUGCACUUCUUAGGAAUACAACCUCAUUUUUGAUGAACGCGUACUAUAGUACUGUACAGUAUUUAUAUAUGGGGUCAAGAUGGCUGUUUAUUUUUUUUUAAGGUGGUACUUUGUGUAACGUUUGGCAGUUGCGUAAGUCACUUUUGUGCGUCUAAGUCAUUCUCCUAGCGCACUAAAUUGUCUUAAAGACUGGACAUGGAACUUAAGUAACUCUCAGGGUUCUUCAAUAUUUUUAUUUAUAUAGCAAAGAACCCUCCGUCCUCUUCGGUUUCUUUCUCAGGUUCGAAAAACAUUAUGACAGUGAAUUUUCGAGAAUUGGAAGACUGACGCACCAGUGGGAGUUUGCGCCGCUUUUUUACUGCGCUCGAAGGACCACCCUGUCGGCGAGCCGUGACGUCACCGGGGGCGGAGUCCAACCCAGCGCACUUAAAUACCGCUCCGAGUUUCAUCCUGACCGACAGAAAACCACACAACCUUUGAGAAUCGCCUCUCCACACCUCCUCUCGCUUUCCAAAAGACUCGCACGCCAUGAUUAAGAAAAUGUCCCCGUCGGAGAGCGACUUUGACAUCCCGGCCAAGAACUGUUAUAGGAUGGUGAUCCUGGGCUCCACGAAAGUCGGGAAAACGGCAAUCGUGUCCCGCUUCUUAAACGGGAGGUUCGACGAGCAGUACACGCCGACGAUAGAGGACUUUCAUCGGAAACUGUACAGCAUCAAAGGGGACAAUUACCAGCUUGACAUCCUGGAUACGUCUGGCAACCAUCCGUUCCCUGCCAUGCGGAGGCUCUCCAUCCUGACAGGAGAUGUGUUCAUCCUGGUUUUCAGCCUGGAUAACAGAGACUCCUUCCACGAGGUGCAGCGCCUCAAGCGUCAAAUCUACGAGACCAAAUCGUGCCUCAAAAACAAAAUGAAAGAGAACCUCGACGUGCCCCUGGUCAUAUGCGGCAACAAGGGAGACCGCGAGUUUUACCGCGAGGUGCAGCGCGCCGAGAUCGAGGAACUGGUGGACGGCGACGAGAACAAGUGCGCCUAUUUCGAGAUCUCGGCCAAGCGCAACGAGAACGUGGACCGGAUGUUCCAGACCUUAUUCACCCUCGCCAAGUUGCCCCACGAGAUGAGUCCCGACCUGCACAGGAAGGUGUCCGUGCAAUAUUGCGACAUGCUGCACAGAAAGUCCAUGAAGAACAAGAAAAUGAAAGACGUCGGGGAGGCGUACGGCAUGGUGACGCCGUACGCGCGCAGACCCAGCGUGCACAGCGACCUCAUGUACAUUAAAGAGAAGGCGAUCGGCGGAGGGCAGGCGAAAGAUAAAGAAAGAUGCGUGAUCAGUUAAGAGGACUUGUUGGAAGAAAGUAUUUCAAGAGAGACCGGGGGUGGGGGGGGGGGGGCGCGGGGGGUGAGAAAAAGCCGGUUUGUGCGCGCACGUUCUGGCGCCGACGCGCAACUGUCGCCCCAUGGAUACGGAGCGGAUUCCAAAGAACAGCCCCCCCCCCCC